Messenger RNA from Colius striatus (speckled mousebird), 3227 nucleotides. Its product is annotated as NADH-cytochrome b5 reductase 3. Gene Ontology annotation, molecular function: FAD binding; oxidoreductase activity. NCBI's taxonomy places the organism in Eukaryota, Metazoa, Chordata, Aves, Coliiformes, Coliidae. Bases 63 to 968 code for a protein of 301 amino acids. The transcript is spliced from 9 exons. Gene Ontology annotation, cellular component: mitochondrion. The record is from RefSeq and is a predicted model, not a curated record.
GGCAGUGUCGGGGCGCGGUGUGACGCCGUGGGCGGGGCUGUGCCGGUGGAGAGGGGGCAGCGAUGGGGGCGCAGCUCAGUACGUUGAGUCGGGUUGUGACGUACCCAAUAUGGCUGAUCUACACCACCAUCCUGAGGCUCUUCAAGAAUCCACGUCCUGCAAUUACUCUGCAGGAUCCUGAAGUGAAGUAUGCAUUGAGACUGAUUGAUAAGGAGGAAGUUAGUCAUGACACUAGAAGAUUUCGAUUUGCUCUCCCUUCCAUCGAUCACGUUCUGGGUCUCCCUGUGGGACAGCAUAUCUACCUGUCUGCACGCAUUGAUGGAGCUCUGGUUGUUAGGCCUUACACUCCAGUUUCCAGUGAUGAUGACAAGGGAUUUGUGGAUCUCAUUGCCAAGAUCUACUUCAGAGGUGUCCAUCCAAAAUUUCCUGAUGGAGGGAAGAUGUCUCAAUACUUAGACAGCUUGAAAAUAGGGGAUACUAUUGACUUCAGAGGACCAAGUGGCCUACUUAUCUACAAAGGAAAAGGCGAAUUUGCUAUUCGGCCUGAAAAGAAAGCUGAACCAGUUACCAAGAAAGUGAAAUAUGUGGGGAUGAUUGCAGGUGGGACUGGGAUAACACCUAUGCUGCAGAUCAUUCGAGCAAUCAUAAAAGACAAAGAUGACCCUACCGUUUGUCAACUGCUCUUUGCUAAUCAGACCGAGAAGGAUAUCCUGCUGCGUUCUGAGCUGGAGGAGAUCCAGGUUCAGAACCCUGGUCGCUUUAAGUGUUGGUACACACUGGACAGAGCACCUGAAAGCUGGGAUUACAGCCAAGGCUUUGUGAACCAAGAGAUGAUCAGAGACCACCUACCCCCACCGCAAAACGACGUGCUGAUCGUCAUGUGCGGGCCUCCUCCAAUGAUCCAGUACGCUUGCAUUCCCAACCUGGACAAACUGGGCUACACCAAGGACAUGAGGUUCUCCUUCUGAAGAAGACUGGUAAUUCAGUGAUGGGGCAUAGAAGACUGAAAAAAAAGGAUUGAAUGGGGAACAGGACAGAGUUACAGAGGUGGCUGAUGCAUAGUGCUGGGAAGCUACAUUUAUGUUAAAAAUGCUUUCUUUUUCUUGAGUUUUGGGCGAGACAAACACUUUAAGUUCAACUCUCCUGAAACUGUGCUGUAUUUUGCACAGAAGCAGCUGUCUUGUGGAAAGGUCAUGAUGCCUGGUGCGCAGCUCUGUUGUGUACAUUCAGUCUCCAGGAGGACGGUACAGCUGCUCAGGGCAGUAAACACUCAUGUACACUUUUGCUUAGCACUGUAAUUAAAUGGCAGCAACAUCCUAGCCCCCAGAACUGUGCAUUCCCAGUAUUUUAUUUGGUAUGAAGUAUGAAAACAUGUAGAAUGUGCUGGAUUAUUCACCUCGCUUAUGCCAAAUUGUAAUCCUUAGAGAGCUUUUACAGUGAGAGGGCCAGGAGUGUUUGCCUCAUAGGCAUCACCUUUGCAAUGUCAGAAGCUUAAGGCUGCUUGUUCAGUUGAAAGGUGAUGAUUAACUGUUUAUGACUGAGGUUGCUCAAGCUGCCUUGUUCAUGUAAACAGACAGGUAGUCAGCAAUACGAAAUCUUUUUCCUUUGUGUUCUGGAAUAGCCUCUCUUCAAUGCAAACACCUUUCCAGCUGGUCAGGGUCCUCAUCCCCGGGCAAUGAAAGGAAUUACAGAAAGCCAGUGGCUUUGUGCACUGUCCCACAAAUAAAUAGCAGGAAGUUUUUUGCUUGUGUGUCUGUGGAAUGCUGAAAAAUUCCUUGACUUUUGUUACAUGCUUUUAAAUAGCAGAUGGUGCCACAGCAGUGCAAACAUGAUGGUUCUGCACGUCCUGUGCAGUGGGAAAAAUGCUGGGGGAAAACUGGAUCUAGUUUUAGUUUCUUGUUUCGUGGAGAUGGAUGUGAAGCAAGGAGAGCUGAGGUGUGAUUGGUACGGUGGGUUUAGGGCAGGCAGCCCUACUUCAGGGAGGGUAAGUGCACGGUUGGAGGAGGCAUCUGCCCAGCUUGCUCAGGCAAAGCUCCCAAGGAGCUUUGCUUGGGAAGGACACACGGGAACAGUCUUAAGUCAGCUGACAGUGAAUUCAAAUGUCUCACUGAAUCUAAACCUGUUACUUAGAUGGUGUUUACUAGAGCUUUUAUUUUUAUGGGUUUCUUUUUAAUAUACUUUUUUUUUUUUUUUCACAGCAGCCUUUCACGUAGCUUUUAGUAAACUUCGGGCAUCUCACCUUCUGCUUCUGAACAGCAGAGAUGCUGCUGAGAUUAGAACUGUCCUGCAAGGAAUCUGGGGGACUAAGAAUCUUGCUCUGGCGAUGAAACCAGAGUGCCUGCAAAGAUGUUUAGUCAGGUGUGAAGUGAUGUGGAUGCCAGUUAGCCACAAGUGUCAGCAUAUAAUACUUUUUUGAAAGACUGGGGGAGGCAUUGGAGGUUAUAGCUUGCCACGUUUUCUUCCAUGCCUGUAUAACAGAUGAGUUCUGUGCACUUAAAAUGUUAAUUUUCAGUGUGAAUUUAAAAGGAAAAAAAAAGAUACUAGAUUCAUUUAAGGAACCUCAAAUGGGUAAUACUGUUACUAAUUUUAUUAAUUAGAUGCUUGCCUCUGAAGUCUUGAAUGUUUGAUGUGUGCUUCUGAAACUUGUUCUUCAAUACUAUGUUCGAAAGGUCAAAUAAUGCUCAAGUUCGGUUUCAGUCCCUUUCAUAGGAGGCAAAACGCAGAAAUAUGAGAAAAAUGGUCUUGCUGCUGUUUUCUGUCACUGUGGGAUAGGCAUAGAUUUUGGGUUUUUUCAUUUUUGUAUUUAAUGAAAUUUUCUGAUAAGAAAAUAACUACCAGGUUGCGUAUCAGCUAUUUUAUAUUACCUACUCUGCUUAUUCGAUUACUGGCUUUUUUUUUUCUGUGUAAAAAAUAAAGUAUCUUGCAGGUGAAUCACCUGUGUGUUACUGAGCAAGUCAUCUUCAGCCUCAUAAGAGACAAACCAUGAUUGUACAACACUCCAUACAGUAAAGGUUCUAAAAAGGAAAGCCUGUUACAUUUGUUUACCCAAGCGCUUAUCUCCUCCAAGUUUGGUGAAAACUGCUGUACUGGGAGGCUGAGUCACUGUCUCUUUUCUCCCUUUCACUCCAGUCUCCUCUUUUUACCAUUAUUUUGUUCAUCCUCCUUGUGACCAUGAGGGUCUUUUAAUAAAUAAAAAGAGGGAUUUUAUAUAAUCUACUGAAACAAAA